Pichia membranifaciens NRRL Y-2026 is the source of this 2163-nucleotide messenger RNA. RefSeq lists its product as hypothetical. The transcript has a single exon. The record is from RefSeq and is a predicted model, not a curated record. Lineage: Eukaryota; Fungi; Ascomycota; Pichiomycetes; Pichiales; Pichiaceae. The annotation marks the transcript as partial.
CUUUUGCUUAAAUUAUUGGCCAAUCCUUCCAUAAUCAAUUCGGCAUCAGCUGUAAAUCAAGAGACUUUAUUGACUAGAAUUUCCACCUUGUUGAAAUCGAACCAUAGCUUUAUUCGUUGGAAGGCGACAAAACUUAUAACUAUAAGUUUGACCCAUCCAGUGCUUUUACUCUCUAACCAUACCACCAAUGUAAUUUCGGCCCUUGUUAAGAUUUUGGAUUCCAAAUGCUUCAUUGCAAACUAUGAAAACCCAGGUCAAAGAGAGCUCGUGACUUUGAGAAGUACAGCAGACUGUCUUGGUUUUGUUCUUGAUCAAAUUAGAGGGAAGCCUACCUUGACAAGAGAAGUUCUUACCCCAAAAUUACCUGGCAUCAUCGGAUCUCUUAUCGAAACUAUCGUGUUGAUUCCUGAAAGCGCAAUCCCUGUAUUGGCCAAGCUUUUGAUUACCAAUACCACUACUUUCAGACCUUUUGGAUCUAAGUUGGAAACUGCGUUAAAAAACCUUUUGAACAACGGCGAUAACUGGUCCAAAAUAGGUUCUGAUCUGCGCUCUAUGGUAUUAAAAUCCUUAGCAUUGGUAUCAUUCAUCCUUUCAAGAGAGAAGCAAGCAAGUUCCUGGAAAGAGAACGUUGAUGCUGUUAUUUUGGAGCUCAAAUCAGUGAUCUCUAUAUACGAAGCCUUUUUGGAACUUUCAAAUGACACUGAAUAUAUUGUGAAGUUUGACAGUUUGCCUAAAUUACCAGAAAACAUGGCAAACUCUAAACUGAUAUUUGGUUCCCUUUCUAUUGACAUCAAUGAAACUCCAAUUGCAAUCUUCAAGGUCUCCCAAAGGAUUGAGAUUUUGAGUGAUUUAUUGUUGGCCUACAUUGAAAUUACGACACCAAGCGCAAUCACUGUUCCUUUUGGUAAUUACCUCUCCAUUGCAGAAAUUCUCGGUGGGCUCAACCUUAAUUACACUCCAGUGAAAAGAGAUAUUCGUGAUGUAGCUACGCGUGAAUUGAUUGAACAAUCUGUUUCCGAAGCUAAACUUUCCGGUAUCAAAAUACUACAAGCUUUUGCCGAAAAGUUUCCUGGAGAACUGUAUCCUCACAUGUAUGACAUUUUGGCUUUACUUGAUGCUGCAAUUCCAGUGCAGACCUACAGAGGCAAAAUCAAGGUUGAUAAAAAGGCAGUUUACGAACAAGAAUCACUUAUCAACCGUAUUUUACAGACCGCUUCAUCAUACCUUUCACUAACAGAAAGGUUUAAUGAUAUGACAGUGUUGGGUAGGUUGCUAGAAGCUGCGCUGAUUUUGAAAGAAACAAGAGAGCCAACUAUUCCGACAGAGAACCAAAACACUGCUAAGGACAACGUCAGCAACGGUAGUCGCAAAAAGGUCUCGAAGAACAAAUCUGCGAUUUCAUUGUCAGACAUUUUGUCGCAUCAGCAACUCUUUGAACAUCCACCUUCUGCAACAACAUUACAUGUGUUGAGAAGAUUUUUCAAUGUGUUGCUAACAAAAUGUGAGCUAUCUCCUGGUAAGUUAAGUUUGGUUCUACGUUUUGUCAUCAUUGAUGCAGUUGCUAACGUGAAUGCAGCAAAGAUGGGUAAGCACGGAGUAGAAAGAAAACAGGUCCUCCAAUUACUUGAAAACGCUUUACUAUUCCCUGGUAAGGCAAACAACAGUAUCUCCAUCAUUCCUAUGGUUGCCAAUCUGAUCGGUUCGCAAAGUCCUAUUUUUAGUUUGCUCACCAAUCCUAGAUUUCCUUUAUUGCAAAAGAAAAUAAGCGGUUCAAGUUUUGAAAAUAAUGAAGCUGCUCACACUGAAGAAGAAGAAAUGGAGGAAGCUGCAAAAUUUGAGAAAGGUGAGUUUCCAAUCCCUGGUUCCGUAAGUGAAAAAAGAGCUGCAGAAGGCGAUUCUCUAGUGGAUACCAGAAAAACCAAGAAACAGCAUACCGAAGACGAAGAUCAAGUCUUUAGCAAUGAGAAGGAGGCUACAGAUAUCUUGAAAAGGUUAAAAGAUGAGUUGAAGGAAGAGAGCAAUCAUCCGCAAUCAUCACUCGCAGAUGAUGUUGCAGAACAGACAGAAAUGGCUGCCGAUGAUGAUGUUGCUCUUUCCGAAAGGGACGAAAGUGAAGAAGAUAUUGGAUCAGAUUUUGAAAUCCCCGAAAUCAAUGUCGAUGAU